UUCGCCUCCAACUGUCAAGUCCCCCAGGAGCGUUGCGGGAACUCCAGGGCCAGCGCGGGGACCAGCUGAAAGAAGCCCUUUGGGGAUCUUGGCUACCAGGACACGAAAUCAGGAGCCGCAGGUUUCGGCUCCGAGGUCGCUCCGAGACACCUUUUCUGCGACACUUGAGAAGUUGUGUAUGGAGCCGCGCAAGCAGCCAAGGGGAGGAGAGCCUCCCCCUGACGCAUGGAUGUCGCGGGUCCGAGGCUCCCAGUCCUUGCUUGCUCUCCGGCUGCGCCCGCCCAGGGCAGUCACAUCUGGGCGGCUUCUCCUCUUCCCACAGGCGCCGGGCAGGCGCGAAGCGCGAAACUUGCACCGGUCCAGGUGGAUGCGUGGGGCACGGGCGGCUUGUGUUACAGGGGCAAGAGCGCCCGCAGGUUCUUUGUGCUCCAGGGGUGGGGUUCGGAGAGGCUUUGGGAAGCAACCCCAGAAGUGCAGCAUUUCUCCGGCAGGAUCCAGCUAGCCCAGCAGGGCCCCGGACAGGCCUCUGAGCCAAUGAAACAGCAAAGUGUGUCUUGCCUAAAUCUGUCUUGCAGGACACUUGCUUGCGUUUAGCUACACCGCUUUACAUCACAGAGCGCAAUACUGCAUUAUGACAAGAAGCUGGGCUUAGGAAAUUUGCCACCGUGCUGGGAGUCUAAGAAAGGACGGUUAAUGAAGUCAUCUAGCUGUCCUUUACCAUUCUAGUGCCAUGCUGUAGAUGUAUGCCUUCAGUCAAUAUUCCUUGAAAAAACUACCAGCUAAGUGAACGUUUAUAUGUGCAAAUGAAUGUGCCUCAUUCAGAAACAACUUUUCCAGAACCUCUAGGACAUAAUGGCCACCCUGACGCCCAGGCUGUCCACCCGGACUGCAAGACUGACCACCCAGUCCCACUAGACAGCCAUUUAGACGUUUGUCCAGCUGACUUUCCUGUCCAUCAACAGCCAGUAUAUAAUCAUACAGAUGAACCUGAAGGGGUACAAUGGAUACCAACAAAACCAUCUCCAUCAAUCUGCCCACCUGGAUUGGAAUAUUUAAUUCAGAUAGAUCAGAUAGUGAUUGAACAGCAACUUGAAAUUCUAGAAGUUGUAACAGUAUUUGAAGCCAAUAACAAAUAUGAAAUUAAGGACAUCCUUGGACAGAGGAUUUACUUUGCAGCAGAGAAAACUGAUUGCCGUAUCCGAAAUAUCCUUAGGUCUUUCAGGCCUUUUAACAUUAUGAUUCUUGAUAAUAAAGGCCUAGAGGUCAUAAAUUUGAAGAGACAGCUAAGAUGCAAAUCCUGCUGUUUCCCCUGCUGCCUUCAGGAGUUAGAAAUAUAUGCUCCUCCUGAUGUACCAAUAGGUUAUAUUAUUCAGACCUGGCAUCCAUGUCUGCCAAAAUUUACAGUUCAAAACGAGAAGAGAGAGGAUGUACUAAAAAUAACUGGUUCAUGUUGUGGGAACAGUUGUUUUGCAGAUACUGAUUUUGAGAUUAAAUCUCUUGAUGAAAAAGUUGUAAUUGGCAAAAUUUCCAAGCGAUGGACUGGAAUAUUGAGAGCAGUAUGUGCAGAUAUCGAUAAUUUUGAAAUCCAGUUCCCGUUGGACUUGGAUGUUAAAAUGAAAGCUGUGAUGCUUGGUGCGUGUUUCCUCAUUGACUUCAUGUUUUAUGAAAGAUGA
Molecule: messenger RNA, 1673 nt
Organism: Choloepus didactylus (southern two-toed sloth)
Lineage: Eukaryota; Metazoa; Chordata; Mammalia; Pilosa; Megalonychidae
Product: phospholipid scramblase 2-like
Exons: 9
Coding region: 804-1673 (289 amino acids)
Biological process (GO): plasma membrane phospholipid scrambling
Cellular component (GO): plasma membrane
Molecular function (GO): phospholipid scramblase activity
Source: RefSeq, a predicted model, not a curated record